Molecule: messenger RNA, 2258 nt
Organism: Copidosoma floridanum
Lineage: Eukaryota; Metazoa; Arthropoda; Insecta; Hymenoptera; Encyrtidae
Product: zinc finger CCHC domain-containing protein 8 homolog
Biological process (GO): RNA processing
Cellular component (GO): catalytic step 2 spliceosome
Molecular function (GO): RNA binding
Source: RefSeq, a predicted model, not a curated record
ACUUGAGGGAGGUAUCGUACGUAACUUAAUAAUCGGAAGCGCAGUCCAAUGAAAAAAUGAGUUUCGAGGAGACGAUGGAAGUGAUAACGCUGGACGACAGCGAAGUCGACAAUAGCCUGCUGGACAGCAGUGCGGAUGUCCAGGUGAUCAAAGAGAUCCGAGAGAAUGUUCCUAACCUGUCGAUCGCCAACGAGACUGUCGUCUCCUUCGACGCCACCCUGCCUCCUGGAGUCGCACCUGAGGGCUUUCUUAUCGUUGACGAGGAAAUUACCAAAACCUCGACUGAACCCGAGGUUGCUCCUAUUUUCAGGAUCACCUUUCGUGACCCCGAGGCUUUUCAGAAUUAUCAUGAACAAAUCAAAGAUUUCUUGAAAGACUUGCUAGAAAGCCGGUAUGAUAAAGAUGAAUCUUCUGCCAAGGAUUUGGCAAUUGAAAUAUUUGACUCGGACGAAACUCCCAAUGAUUUACCAGUAGAAGGUCCAGCAGAAAAACCACCGAUUGAUUUUUACUUUACUCUUGAUUCAGAGCCUAAUGCCACGAAAGAAUUUGAUGUUCCUGCUUAUGGAAAGAAAUUUAGUAAAACUCUAGAAAAGGGAACAGCAAAAGCUACUGAAGAAAAAAAUGAGAAUUCUGCCCCAAAAAUGACAUGCUUCAACUGCUUAGGAAAUCACAGCAUGAGAGAUUGUCCAAAGCCUCGUAAUUACAAUGAAAUAACUAAAAAUAGAAAAGAUUACUAUAAUGUCAGAAGAGUGCCAUCAAACGCCAGAUAUCACACAGAUGAGGAUCAAAAGUUUGGACAUUUUGUACCAGGUCAAGUGACUCCAAAAUUGCGCAAGGCUUUGGGUAUAAAAGAUAAUGAGCUUCCUAGAUAUAUCUACAGGAUGAGAAUGCUUGGUUAUCCCCCAGGAUGGUUAGAAGAAGCAAGGUUACAGCAUUCCGGUCUGAGCUUAUUUAAUUCCAAUGGAGUCGCAGAUCAAAAUUUAGAUGAAGGUGAAAUUGUAAGCCCAGGAGACAAAGAUCAGUAUGACAUCAAGAAAAUCAUAGAUUUUCCUGGAUUUAAUGUUCCCCUUCUUGAAGGCACAAAAGAUGAAUAUAUGCAUUAUUGGGGAUCAAUAGAGCAGCUCAAUUUCAGUAAAGAAACUAUGAAGGCUCAAUUGAGCCAUAAAAAAACUGACGAUGGUUACAAAAGAAAAAAAUUUCCUAAUCCAGCUAGUUUCAAGCCCCAAGGCAACAUUAAUCCAGGAGAAAUGGAAAUUGAGUCAGUUGAAGAAACUCCAGUUGAAAGCGUACCUGUUAAAGAUCUGUUUGUACCUCCUUUACCCAAAGAAGAUGGUUCAGAAUUUCCACCUCCACCUCCACCAGAAGAUAAUGAUAGUCGAUCACAAGAGGAUACCUCCAAUAGCGAAAGUAACGCGCCAUCAUCCGGAACAGAUUCGCCGACAUUGUUUGAUUUGGAAUGUGCUAAAAAGCAAUUGUUGGCUGCACUAAACGACUCGAGUCCUCAACCAAAUCCAGUUCCUGAAAAAAUUGCUGAACCUGCAGUAGACUCGUCAAUUGAAAACGCAAAUCUAGAUUCAUCGAAAAUUGAAGAUCCUAACCCAGAUUCCUCGCAACCCGGCAGUCUGAAUACAUCAAGUAUCAAGUGCGAAACUCCAAAAGCAAGUCCAGUAACUGGCUCUGGACACAAGUCGGUCAAGUCAGUGCACAUAGGCACUCCUAUUUUACAAAGUUGUUCGCCUUACAGAAGGUUACCCACUUCAGAGAAGUUUUCGAAAAACAUUUGUGAUGUUAUUAACUUUGAAAACUUGCCAGAUUCUACUGGUAAAUACGACCAGAUGACAGAAUUACUUCAAAAAGUUCGAAGGACGUUAUCUGAUCUGCAUAACGAAUGAAAUGAAAUUCUCAUUUCAGGUGAAAAAAAGUGUAAUAUAUGAACAAGGCAUAUUGUUUCUAUUGUUGCGACUAACAUGAAAUUUUAUCGUGACAGUUUUUCGAAAUUAAAAUUUCUGUUUUUUUAUUAUCUCUUCUUCACGGAAAAAACUAAACAUUUUUUAAACCAUAGAACAUCCAUUAUCUCUUGAAUUUUACUGGAAAACAAUGUAUAUUGUAUGGAUGUGAUUGUACAUAGGAACAGUAAUUCGGGAGUUUGUAAGAAAGUAUUUAGUGUAUUUAUGUGUGCAGAUACAAUUUCUGCAAUAUUUUUUGUAUUAAAAUUUGGAACUUUUAAAAAUUACAUACAUUUCUUAUUUUGACAUUAA